Messenger RNA from Dendronephthya gigantea, 1062 nucleotides. Its product is annotated as kelch-like protein 12. Bases 34 to 1062 code for a protein of 342 amino acids. The transcript is spliced from 2 exons. The record is from RefSeq and is a predicted model, not a curated record. Gene Ontology annotation, molecular function: protein binding. NCBI's taxonomy places the organism in Eukaryota, Metazoa, Cnidaria, Anthozoa, Malacalcyonacea, Nephtheidae.
UGUAAGACAAUAAGAGCAAGUCAAAGAGAAACUAUGGAAAAAGUUGAUGAGAUGAGACGAUCUCAAGCGAGGUUUGAAGCUGAGGUGAAACAACAGUUGGAAAGAAUGACGGAAAUGAUGAGUCAGUUAUUAGAUGGAAUGGUUCUUACUGGUCCAAUCAACAACCAAGAUAUUAUUGUCAUUGGCGGUCAGUAUGGCCCUAGACAGAAUCAGAUCUCGAAUAUAGUCGAGAAAUACAAUAUAGUAGAAAGAAAGUCAACUCCGCUGCCACGAUUGAAUCGUCCCCUUUUAUCAACAACAUCAUGUGUUUACAACAAUGACGUUCUUAUCGUUGGUGGUUACGAUGGUAAAGAAGGAACUGACAGGAUCGAAGUUUUGAAGAUGAACCAACAUCCUUUGCGAUGGACAAUGCUUGAUGGUAAACUGCCUGUCAAAUUAUCUGGUCAUGACGUUAUAGUUCAUCAAGGAAAAUUAUAUAUAAUAGGAGGAUAUGACCGGGAUGAAAGGAAAACAUUGAAUGCCAUUUAUGAGAUUGCUCUUACCCGACCUUAUACUACCAAGCUGCUGACGAGAAUGCCUGAGGCAAAAAAGAAUCACAGAGCAGAACUUGUUAAUGGAAAACUAUUCAUCUUGGGCGGAACAACAACCGGCCUUAGUAAAGAUGCUCUUGACAGCGUUGUUGUUUAUGAUUUGAUUAAGAAUGAGUUCAAGCCAUGUCCAUCGUUACCUCAGCCUGUUUGUGGUAUGUCCACAGUCACUUGGGGUGAUAAAAUCAUUGUUCUUGGGGGCUCAGAUAGAAAUAAUCGGUCAUUAAAUGACGCUUUUAUGUACGGCACUGAGACUGGAUUAAGUGAGCGACUGCCCUGCAUGAUUUACAAAAGGAAAGGCAGCUCUGCCGUGAUCAUGGAUGGCGUUAUUGUCGUGUUUGGUGGACAUAACGCAGAGCAGGGAUAUCUCAACUCAGUGGAAUCUUUCACCAUUGGUGGAGAUGGCUGGAAAGAAUUGCCAGGAAUGAUAGAAAAACGACUUCUAUCCACUGCGGUUGUUAAACCUCACGACUGA